GCUGGAAGCUCAUUUGACUUAUCUCCGGCGUAUACUUGGACUUGAUGUUGCGCGUACUCAAAGCCUGAGAGCCUAAAUAGCAGCUAGAUUUCUGAUUGCCUUUCGAUUAAAUAUUUGAUGUAAGCGAAUUCUGUUUGGAUUGAGUUAAAUAUUAAUGCUCUAUACUACUUGGACUACAAAAUUAUGUUAAAUGCUACAAACUUACAGACUGACUACGCCCAUGGCAACUUUAACUAAUAAUUGGCCAUCAAUUGCUAGCUACGCUUAAAGAUUAAAGCUUGACUUGGCGCUUUUCAAAGCGACGACUACAAUAAUAUUUCGCACAGUGUACUGUCUGUUUGUCUUACUCAGCUGGCUUACGCUUUUAAUUGCUGUUGAUGUUGCUGUUGCUGUUGUUGUUGUUGUUGUUGCUCUAAUGCGUAGCAAUUGCAUAAUAAAAAAAUAAUACAUGAAUGUGAGUUGCUUGCUGUUGAAUUUCUUGCCUAGAAUUGCAGUGACAGCCCUCGUUGGCUUCUGGUUUCCGUUUGUUGUUGAUCGAGCCACUUGGCGACCGCAUGCGAGCUGUGGAGGUCUUGGACUUGGACUUCCGUAAAUGAGUAAAGCGCACAUUGGUACAUUAUGCAUAGAAUUUAAUAAAUAUUACGUAUACGCACAUUGCAGCAACAACAACAACAGCAACUUAAGAGUGGCGACUUUGUUAAUAGCUAAUAAUAAUAAUGAUGUUGGUGUUGUUGUCUUGUUGGUGUUACUAUAAUUGCGGCUUUACAUUGGUCAGCUGGCCACGCUGGCGUAUACGUAAUCUGCUCAAAAAUUAUCAGCAGAUGUGCAUUGCAACAGCCGCGCGCCGAAAAUGUGUGCCAAACUUCAGCGUAUAAAUGUCUGCACUCUUACCGAAAAGAAAAUAGUCAACUUGCACCAUUUCGCCGCGUCGGUUUUCCAUCCAACGCAACUACAAACUAUUUGCUGCUGCCUGUCUGUUUUUUUUUUUUUUGUUUAUUUUUUGUGUGAAAAGAAAAAUGUUCCAUUGGCGCUUGAAUUUGGUCCUGCUGCUGGCGCAGACGCUCUACAGCCAGGCGGGCUACAUUGGCGGCGAGCUGGGCGCUGGCUUGCAUGCUGCUGGACUGCUGGGCAACUAUGCAGGCGGCUUGAGCGGCGGCGCAGCUGUCUCCAGGCUGGAGCUGGAGUCGGGCUCGGGUGGGCAUGAGGGGCUUGGCAGCCUGGGCGAUCAUCUAAGCGAGCACAGCUUUCCCGCCGACUAUGGCAGCGGCAGCGGCAGCGACGCUGGCGUCGAGUACGCCGAGGCUAGUGAGCAGCAUGCGCACUAUGAGCAUGAGCAUGAGCACGAGGUAGAGCACGAGCAUGAGCUGGAGCACUAUGAGCAUGAGCAUGCCGAGGCGGCUGUGCCUGGCAUUGAUCACGGCAAGGGCGCCUUUAGCUACAGCACACUGUACGAGUUCAAGGACAGAGAGGAGCAUGAACAUCAGCAGCUGCAGCAUCAGCUCGAGGAGGAGCACAUAGAGCAGCAAGCGGAACUGGAUCAUCAACAUCAUGCGCUCGACUUGCACUAGCACCAAAGUUAGCUACGAAACUCAAAGCACCAAACAUGUAUCCUUCUUCCUUUUUUUUUUGUUGCUAUAAAUAAUGACAUGUGAUUUUGUUUGUUCUGUGCUGCAAAAUAAAUAAAUUCAAAAUUUGAAUGC
This is a messenger RNA of Drosophila busckii, 1700 nucleotides long. RefSeq names its product protein spalt-accessory. The transcript has 5 exons. The record is from RefSeq and is a predicted model, not a curated record. Bases 1017 to 1568 code for a protein of 183 amino acids. Lineage: Eukaryota; Metazoa; Arthropoda; Insecta; Diptera; Drosophilidae.